GCGUCAAACUAAUCAUAUGAUCACUUUUCACAUGACCGAUGGUCAAUCGUCAUCGCUCAUUUCUUGUCGUUUUAUGACAAUUUUUGGGCUAAAACUUUACUUUUAGUCCCCAUACGUCCACUAGUUAUAGUUAAAAAAUCCAUUGAAAAUGGCGUACUGCCGUUUAGUGUUCCCUUUAUUAGUGCUAAGUGUGGUCCAGAGCUACGCCUCAUCCGUGCCUGUGUUUCUAUGGGGCGAUUUAUCUAAAACAUCAUUGAAAUCUAACCCUCUGACUGCUGUAUCUCCAAAGGAAUUCGAUUAUGUAUUAAAAGAGGAGCUUUCAGGUGAUCCUUUCACUGUUAUUUUUAUAGAGGAGACGCUGUCAGUUGAAGAUUUUUCAAGUAAAACUUCGGAUGGUGAAGUUCCCUUGAGAUAUUUACGCGCCAACCUUGGUGAUUCGUAUUAUUUAUCAUCUGUAACGGAUGCACUUGAAGCAUUAAACAGUUUCGCCGACGUUGAAAAGGAGAAUCACGUUAAAUUAACUGAAAAUGGUUUAUCAGCGGAAAUCGAACCUGAAGGAGGUAAUUUCCUAUUUAUCGAGCUUAAAGAUGCCAACGAGAGGGACUCACGAGCUGAUCUGCUGCGUAGACACAAUGAGUUUAUGGAGGAUAUGUUCGCUAAGUUACACAAUCGUUAUGAGAAAGUUGUAGCGAUAUACACUGCCCGGAACCCAUCAUGGACUGUCUCAGAAAGUCAUCGUGUACGUCGUCAGGCUACCGAAGACAACAAGAUGUACAGAUUAGAUGGACUUUUACUAUAUGUAGAGGAAAUAUUGCUCACCGAAUCUAACCAGACAACUCAUUUGGACAACCUUGAAAGCAGCACUAGUACAUUUAAUGACACAACCAAUACCAUGAGCACAGACAUGAAGUUUGGAGCUGACAAUAUCCAACUUAACUUUGUACACAAGAAUGGUUAUUGGACAUUUGAGACGGUUGUGUUAACCAGAUCGAGCUUGACCAAAGUAUUGUACCCGGAGAUUGAAGUUUACUCAUUAACCGAUUGGUCGUACAGAUGCGGUGAAAGGGUAACAUUUAACAGCAUCAAUGGGACAAUCAGCUAUUCACUCACCUUUAGAGAUAUGGAGGUUCAACCAUUCUUCAAGACGAUGAACGCAUCGGAUCUGGUCUUCGGUGAUUCAUUCAACUGCAUCGGUUUCUUCUCGGUACCUAUCUGGUCAGGUCUGUUCGUUGUCUUCAUAUUCCUGGCUAUCACAUUCUAUGGUAUUAUGAUGAUGAUGGAUAUCCGUACUAUGGAUCGCUUUGACGAUCCUAAAGGAAAGACUAUCACUAUAAAUGCAGCUGAGUAAAUUAACCAGCCAGUGUGACCUAAACUACCAACAUUGAAAAAAAAACUACCAACUUUUAAAUAAUUUUUUUAAUGGUCACACUAACUGCUGUCACUUGACAGUGACAACCAUAGAGCUCAAAAAUCUAUAGUUUAUACGAUAAAAUGUAGAUUUGCGAUGGUAGUUUGUAGAAUACGAAUAAUUAAAUGAAUUGUAAAUUAUUUCUAUAUAUAUAUAAAAAAAAAUGAAAUACACCAAUAUUAAUUGUAAGAGUAACAUUAUAUUUGCUAUGUUUUUUUUUCUUUUACAUUUCGUGCUAUUUUACUAGUGGACGUAAAACACGUAUUUAUUGCCUAAUGUAUAGAAAGCUUACAACUUAUAAAAUAAUAUAGAGAAAACCGACAAAGUGCCUAUUUGUCAUACAUGUAGACAGAGUUGUAUACACAAAUUAUACUUAAAGAAAUCAUUAAUUCUUUAAAUUAAGUUUUAAAUUGAUGAUGGAUUUAAAUUUGAUGUAUAAUCGAGUUUUCAAAUGUCACUUUAUUUAUGGCAACACUGAAGGAACUUACCGCAACAAAUUCCUAAGCCUUUUUCACAUCACUCCGGAUCAUGUAACUCUGGUUACAUUACAGACAAUAUUUGUGUAUAUAAUCUUUGUUUAUAGAUAAUAAUAUUAGUUUUGAAUCUAUAUGAAUAUUGGUUACAUUUUGAAAUCCUAAAUUACUUUUAAAUAUUUACAAUUUUACACCAUUAUUAUAGUAUUAAAAAUAUCUGUAA
Papilio xuthus (Asian swallowtail) is the source of this 2104-nucleotide messenger RNA. It is a transcript of the gene VhaAC45, whose product is annotated as Vacuolar H[+] ATPase AC45 accessory subunit. Lineage: Eukaryota; Metazoa; Arthropoda; Insecta; Lepidoptera; Papilionidae. Gene Ontology annotation, cellular component: proton-transporting V-type ATPase complex. The transcript has 4 exons. The coding region runs from base 149 to 1348 and encodes 399 amino acids. The record is from RefSeq and is a predicted model, not a curated record. Gene Ontology annotation, molecular function: ATPase activator activity.